This is a messenger RNA of Panthera uncia (snow leopard), 1361 nucleotides long. RefSeq names its product zinc finger protein 576 (gene ZNF576). The record is from RefSeq and is a predicted model, not a curated record. Gene Ontology annotation, biological process: regulation of transcription by RNA polymerase II. The transcript is spliced from 3 exons. NCBI's taxonomy places the organism in Eukaryota, Metazoa, Chordata, Mammalia, Carnivora, Felidae. Bases 544 to 1056 code for a protein of 170 amino acids. Gene Ontology annotation, molecular function: RNA polymerase II cis-regulatory region sequence-specific DNA binding; DNA-binding transcription factor activity.
UAACGCACUCCAGUGCAGAGAAGGACCCCUCCGGUUACUCUGAGGACCCGGUUGGCGCGACUGCAUCACUGCCGGAUGGCAUCCGGCAUCUCGGCUUGGAGAGGCUCCUCAGGCGAAAGGGCAUGGAAGCCACUGGGACCUUGAGCCUCGGUGGGCCCUACCCCGCUUCCCUCCGGGUGGCGGCGCUGUGACGAGCGACGGACCGGCGCAACGAAAGGCAGCCCUCUGCUGCCCGGAGAAAAGCAGAGGCCUGGGCUACCCGCCUCGGGAGGAGGGACCCGAGGGCAGUGCUCGGGGGCAGCGGGACGCCGCGGUUGAAGGCGCGCGUGGGCGGCGGGGGCUCAGGGUGGAAGGAGUUACAGGAUGUCAGAGAAAGAUGCCUCCGGGGAAGAGGCGAGCUAAAGCCUGGAUGCCACUACCUGCCUCAAGACACGUGGGAGACGGGGGCGAGGCUGGUGUCAAAGAUCCAGGGUUCCGUGCCCUGAGUUCAGGGAAUUAGUUUGAUGUAGGUCAUAGGUCGCACACAGAGGGAUCCCAGCCACUAUGGAGGACCCGCAUCCCGAAGAGACCAUGGAGCAGCAGGAUUCGUCCAAGGAGAGGAGUCCCCGCAGUCCAGGAGGCGACGUGUGCCACCUGGGGGCCCCGCAGUGCACCCGCUGCCUCAUCACCUUCGCCGAUUCCAAGUUCCAGGAGCGUCACAUGAAGCGGGAGCACCCAGCGGACUUCGUGGCCCAGAAGCUGCAGGGGGCCCUCUUCAUCUGCUUCACCUGUGCCCGCUCCUUCCCCUCCUCCAAGGCCCUGAUCGCCCAUCAGCGUGGCCACGGUCCAGCCACCAGGCCCUCCGUGCCAGUUGCACCCGCCGCUGCCCCGCCCACCUUCCCCUGUCCUGACUGUGGCAAGACCUUUGGGCAGGCUGCUUCUCUGAGGCGGCACCGCCAGGCGCAUGAGACCCGCACCCCUCCUGGCCCCUUCGCCUGCACUGAGUGUGGUCAGGACUUUGCCCAGGAGGCUGGGCUGCAUCAACACUACAUCCGGCAUGCCCGGGGGGAGCUCUGAGUGAAGGUUAAGCCCUCCCUAGGGCAGUGGGGGUUCUGUGGCUGCUGGAACCCACCUCUGGUAUAGGAUGGGGGCCUUGUAAGGAUUUGCUUCCCUCCCGGGACAGGCAAAGGACUUCUGAUAAAUAGGACCCAGAAGAUUCUCAUCUAGAGCUUCAGUCUUUGGAGGACACAAAGGCCUUCAGGGAUACAGUGAAAUUAGACAAUAGUGAAAUCUUUUGUUUAAAAAAAAAAAGGAAGCAAAAGGGAAAAUUGUUGUAUCUCCCUCAUUCCCAAUUAAAUAGUUUGAAAUCACAACUAGCUACA